Ectocarpus siliculosus is the source of this 288-nucleotide messenger RNA. The record is from the annotation of a GenBank genome assembly. NCBI's taxonomy places the organism in Eukaryota, Phaeophyceae, Ectocarpales, Ectocarpaceae.
AUGCGGGAGCGCUGCGAUAUGGUCACCUACUGGCUGCCGCAGCUGGAGUCAUCCGCCUUCAACGUCAUCUACUUCGUGAACGUAGAGCGGUACGAGAAGGCGGCACGUCUGACCAUUGAGCCUGCUCCGGACGUCACGAUCCGCAUCUUCAUGGCCUUCAGGGGCAUCGACGCGUACGACAAGGAGCUGGACACCGCCAAGAUGGAAGACCUACGAGCGCCUGGCAGAAAGGGAUUCGUGGCCGUCGAGUGGGGAGGCAUGAAUCUCAACCGGGUCUCGCAUGACUAG